Acromyrmex echinatior (Panamanian leafcutter ant) is the source of this 1371-nucleotide messenger RNA. RefSeq lists its product as uncharacterized. The record is from RefSeq and is a predicted model, not a curated record. Lineage: Eukaryota; Metazoa; Arthropoda; Insecta; Hymenoptera; Formicidae.
CGCGAGUGGCAACGAACGAUCUCUUGUCUAGUGAGAAAUCGACGCCGCAUUUGAGAGUCGUAUAUUGACAGGUACGGUGAUAAACUCUAAUCACAUCGAGCGGCAGUUUUUAGAAGAUGCUGGCGAUGUAGUGCUCGAGCGAGUGCGAGACGCUGUAGAAAGACAUGGCAGUGUAAAAGUGAACCGCGUUCAACGAGUUUGCGACGAAGGAUAAACAUGCUAUAAAAGCAUAAUUACAAAGAACAGCGAGAUACAUCGUUGCACUGAUAUGCGCGAGUGGUAGGAGCGACACGUCGUCGCCUAUCCUAGCAUCGCUCGAAGAAUUUCAGGAACGCAACAGCGGGCAUUAUCACGAACCUCAAUUUGGUAGUGAAUGUGAAUAAGCAUAAUUCAAUGCACGCGGGAUGUCACAUCGAAGUGUCGCGAGAAAUAGCGACGAAACGAGGGGUCAGUGUUUAUUCGACGGACAAUGCAUGUUUCACGUGGUCGGUGGUCGCUGCUCUGUACCCUGCAGAAAGAUAUGUAAAUCGGGAAUUAUCAUACCCGCAUUACAUUGCAGUGUUAAAUCUCACGGGUAUCGAAUUUCCAAUGACAUUAAAAGACAUUCCGAAAUUCGAACGGUUGAACGCGGUGUCGAUCAACGUGUAUAGCAUCGAAAAUAGACAGGUCUUUCCUUUGUGGCUCACCAAUGACAAGAAAGAGAAGCAUGUCAAUCUCCUGUAUCUACAAUAUUCACGCAACUACAACAUUAGACACUUUGCGUGGAUAAAAAAUCUAUCCCGCCUUGUAAGAUCACAAAUUACUGGGAACGAGAGCAGGAAAUAUUUUUGUGAUCGGUGCCUUCAUUACUUCAGUUCGUGCAAAAAAUUGCAGCCGCACGAAGUGGAUUGCCAGAAGAUCAAUGACUGCGCCAUGCGACUGCCGAGCGAGGACGACAGGUGGCUCGAAUUCGACAACUAUAACAAUCGGGAACGAGUGCCGUUCAUCGUCUACGCCGAUCUGGAGUGCGUCUUACGCAAGACGAAAUCCGACAAGGAAGACGCGACGUCGUACAUGUAUCAAGCAUGAUGCGUUUAGUAUAGGCUACUACGAUGUGCGAUGUGCGUACAAUGACGCAUUAUUAUCGUAUCACUUCCGUCGCGAUAAAGACUGUAUAGCGUGAUUCGCGCGACAAUUCAAUGAUUUGGCGCAUCGCGAAAAAUAUCAUAUCCGCCAACGCCCAUGGAAACGUUAUCUAACAGCAAUGGGAGGCGUACCGUAGCGCGACGCGUUGUCACAUUUGCGAGAAACGUUCGCGCCGGACGACACGUGAGUCCGCGAUCAUUGUCAUCUCACCAGUAGAUACCGUGGUCCAGCGCAUUCGACAGAGAG